AUGAAGUGUGACUGGCUUGUUGCCCACAAUUGGGCUCGCAUCGUUCUUCAGCUUCCUCAUUCAACUGCUGUCUCUGCUAUGGCUAUAUUCGGAACUGUCGAGUCUGGGCCGUUACCUUCACGAAACAGACGUCCUUCUACGCAGCUGGGGCUAGAAGAUAUAAACCUCAUCGUGCUGGUUAAUAAUGCUGGAGGAGCUGCAGAGCGAACGCUGGAUACCCUUGGGGGCCUAAGUGCCAAUAGGUUGACAGCGGAUGCGAGCGUAAAUGCCUUGUUCCCUAUACUACUACUCAGGCAGUUGACUCCUGUCCUGUGCCAUAGCUCGCUAGGGCUAAUCAUCAACAUAGGCUGGCUAGCGGAUCUGGGAGUGACCAAGACAGGCUCAUAUUCGGCGAGCAAGGCAUUUCUGAUGAAGCUGACGGAAAGUUUGGGUUGUGAAAUGCGGGUGGCGCGACACGACAUCGAGGUACUUGGUGUUAGGGUUGGGAAUGUUUGGGGUACAGGGCAGACGGUAGCUCAUGCUCCAGGCAUAUUUGCGCCGGAUGCUGCCACCAUGGCCGAGGCAGUGCUCGCACGCGUUGGUUAUGGAAGGGCUGUUGUUGUUAGGCAUUAG
Penicilliopsis zonata CBS 506.65 is the source of this 612-nucleotide messenger RNA. RefSeq lists its product as hypothetical. The record is from RefSeq and is a predicted model, not a curated record. Gene Ontology annotation, biological process: fatty acid elongation. Gene Ontology annotation, cellular component: endoplasmic reticulum. Lineage: Eukaryota; Fungi; Ascomycota; Eurotiomycetes; Eurotiales; Aspergillaceae. The transcript is spliced from 3 exons. Bases 1 to 612 code for a protein of 203 amino acids.